Messenger RNA from Camellia sinensis, 900 nucleotides. NCBI's taxonomy places the organism in Eukaryota, Viridiplantae, Streptophyta, Magnoliopsida, Ericales, Theaceae. The record is from RefSeq and is a predicted model, not a curated record.
AUGGCUGACUGCAAGCCAUUCUCUUCCCCCAUGGCUCUUAAACCUGCUUCUUCUUCUCCUAAUGACAAUUUACCUUGUUCCAACCCAUCUCUCUACAGAAGUAUUGUUGGAGGACUUCAAUACCUCACCAUCACCAGACCAGACCUUGCUUUUGCAGUGAACUUUGCUUGUCAAUUUAUGCACCAACCUUUUGUUCAAUAUUUUGUUAUGGUCAAAAGGCUUCUCCGAUAUCUCAAAGGCACUUUUGGCUAUGGUCUUCAAUUUAGUCUUGGACCUCUUACACUACAUGCUUUUUCAGAUUCUGAUUGGGCUCGGAAUUCACUGGAUAGACAUUCCACUACUGGCUUCUGUGUUUUUCUUGGUCCAAAUUUGGUGUCCUGGUCUGCUAAAAAGCAGCCUACUGUGGCUAGAUCAUCUACUGAGGCUGAAUAUAGGGCAUUGGCUCACACUGCCGCUGAGUUAAGCUGGCUUGGAAUGCUUCUCUCUAAUCUGCAUGUUCCUUCUAUUUCUCCUACUUUAUGGUGUGAUAAUGUCUCUGCCAUAUCUCUAUCUUCCAAUCCUGUUUUUCAUGCCAGAACUAAACAUAUAGAGGUGGAUUAUCACUAUGUCAGAGAAAGGGUAGCUGCUAAACAACUCACCAUUUGUCAUAUUUCAACUUCUGAUCAUGUGGUAGAUAUUUUCACAAAUCCUCUGUCUAUUUCAUGCUUUGCUUAUCUGCAGUCCAAGCUUAUGGUUCUUCCCUCUCCCAUCAGCUUGGGGGGGCAUGAUAAUGUCUCUGCAAAAGCUACAGAAGCUCAGCCCAUAUCUGCAGCAGAGCUGCAGUUGAAGCCACAGAGCUCAGCUACAGUUGAAGCCACAUUUGCAUACAAUUCCACAGCUACUUCUCACCAAACCAGUUAG